GCAGGCCGCGCGGCGCCGCAGCUCCCAGCAGGCCGCGCGGCGCCGCAGCUCCCAGCAGGCCGCGCGGCGCGAACUCUGAGCGCGGGGAAUGCCGGGAUGGAGGCGGGAGGCUCGAGGCGGGAGACGGCAGCCUUUGUGCGGGAGAAAGUGCAGCGGAUUACUUCAUGGCUAAAGAAAACGUUUGAAAAUCAGCCGGUGCCAGAGUUCAAUGUGAACGCGCAGACCAUUAAUCUCUUGCAUAUGCUCGUGGAAUACAGUGAAGAAAGAGAGAGAGAUGUUUCGUUUCUGAUAGAAGACAUGAAGCAAAGGGCGGCAGAAUACGAUGCAGAAGCUGAAUAUUUGCAGAGCGUUCUCACAGAAAGCCUCGAUCUUUCACCAUCCAGUCUGUCCAAAGAAGGCACUGCCCACCUUAAAACUCUGGUAGACAGUGCAAUGAUACUUGAAGUGGAGGACCUUUCUCUUAUCAGCUUCUUCUGUGCCAUGAAUGAUAGGAGUUUGGAACUGCAUGCAGCAGAAUUAAAAAACAAAGAAAUGGAACAGGAAUUGCUCAACUCUAAGAAAAAACUGACUGCUACGCUGUUGCUGGAAGAGCAGUUAGAGAAGGAUCUUGAAAAAGUAAAGACACAUCUUGAGAUUGAAGAAGCCAAAUCUGAGAGCCGACUUCAAAACCUGCAGUUCCUGAAAGACAAAUCUGAGGAUUUAAGAAUUAGGAUUAAGAUUGCUGAGGAGAAGCUUACUACCAGUGGGUUAAACCAAUCAUUGAUGCAUGAAUCAUUAGUGAACCUGUCUGAGAAACUGGAUGGAAUGCAGAAAGAAAUGGUGCAUGUGAAGAGGAAACUUGACUGCUAUCUUGAUCUACCUCCUAAUCUUUCCCUUGCACGAGUGAAGGUUGAAGAAGCAAAACGAGAACUGAAUGCCUUGGAGGAAAAGUUCUCAAAGAAGAUUGAAAUGCUGACUCACGAUAUGCUGGAAACCAGAAGACUCUAGUUCACCUGAAGUGUCCUGAAUAGAAGAUUUCCUUCUUGUCUAUUUAUUGGCACUAAUUAAACAUUUUGGACUUAGUAUAUUCUGCAGCUUUCUGCCUUACUCUUAUCAUGGUUGGAUGGCAUGCUUGUGACCUUUCAGCAAGCAAGCUCUUCUCUUUAGUGGUUCAUGUAGCAGUGCAUUUGUAAAUGUCACCUAUUUUUCCAAUAAAAUUCUUUCUUUCCAAA
Phasianus colchicus (ring-necked pheasant) is the source of this 1211-nucleotide messenger RNA. RefSeq names its product HAUS augmin like complex subunit 1 (gene HAUS1). Gene Ontology annotation, cellular component: cytosol; HAUS complex. NCBI's taxonomy places the organism in Eukaryota, Metazoa, Chordata, Aves, Galliformes, Phasianidae. Gene Ontology annotation, biological process: spindle assembly; centrosome cycle. The record is from RefSeq and is a predicted model, not a curated record.